This is a messenger RNA of Penicillium pulvis, 1680 nucleotides long. RefSeq lists its product as uncharacterized. The transcript has 2 exons. The record is from RefSeq and is a predicted model, not a curated record. Bases 1 to 1680 code for a protein of 559 amino acids. Gene Ontology annotation, molecular function: monooxygenase activity; iron ion binding; oxidoreductase activity, acting on paired donors, with incorporation or reduction of molecular oxygen. NCBI's taxonomy places the organism in Eukaryota, Fungi, Ascomycota, Eurotiomycetes, Eurotiales, Aspergillaceae.
AUGUCUCAUGGUGUGAUCCAGGCCAUGCAAGAGGUCUUGUCGGAGCUAACCUGGGCAAAAUGUCUGGCGGUGUUGAUCUUUUCAUGCAUCCUGACUCGUGUGAUCACUGGUCUGCGUAGCCAACGGAGAUCUGACCCGACAGAGGCGCGAACACCACGACUAGCUCCCUACUGGUUCCCCCGGUUCGGACAUGGGCCAUUCUUUCUAUGGAAUCAUGUUGCUCUCCUUGAAUCAUUACGCGACUCGAUGGCCGAGCCCGUGUUUGGGGUCUAUUUGCAAGGGGAGGUCCACAAGACUGUGGUGUCACCAGCAAUGAUCAAAACAGUCUUGUCGGGAGAGUCAUCUGAUAUGACAGUACUUGAUCAAGCAAUGCGAAAUGUCUUUGGCGACCGAACCAUGGUGCGCAGCUUACGUUCAAACCGCAACGAGGAAAUCAGUCAUGUCUCGUCAAUUAUCAGCCAAGACUCAUUUAUCUCUGAUACCUCAGCGGCAAUCACCCGGUUGCUACAGCGCAACGCUUCGAACCUGGUGACCUUCUCUCGAAGCCCCGUGGAUCAAGCUCCCUGGGAGCGCGACAGCUCCACGUCGGUAUUUGAACAGGACCAGUCAAUUUGCGAGGCGAAUCUGUUCGCACUAGUGAGAGAGUUUGUGGGCCACAACAUCACUACGUUAUUGCUAGGCGAGGCCUUCAUGGAAUCAUUCCCCAGUGUUCUCCAGCUUUUUUGGUCAUUAGAUGCCAAUUUCGUGUCGAUGUUUGCGGGAUUUAAACGAUGGACACCUACACCUGGUAUUUCUGCAGGACACGCUGCAAGAUAUCGUCUCACGCAUAUCAUGUCGGUCUUUUACCGUGCAUUUAGUGCCUGGGAUGAUGGCAUUGACCCAGGCAUCGAGCUCCGCGAUCUUGAUGAUGUGUCGGAACUGUUCAAGCAGCAAAUGCGAAACUCCAAAAAACUGGGCUUGUCGCCAAAAGCCAGUGCGGCGGGGAACAUGUCGCUUCACUGGGAUCUGAUGGAAUACAUCGUCAAAAUGACAUUCUGGAAUCUGAUCCACAUCUUUGCCGACGAAGAGCUGCUGAAGGAAAUCCGAAAGGAAAUGGCCCCGGCUGUAGACUCCUCACGCCCCAAUCGGCGAGAGACUGGAUUCCCAUUCGAUGAGCCCCCAAAGCUUGAUCUCGACAUUGAAAAAAUGCUACAGACAUGCCACCUACUGAAAGCUUGCCACUACGAAACCAUUCGUCUUCACUCUGCGGGAAUAUCGCUCCGGGAGUUAGAUUCGGACUUGACUCUUACGGAGUCGGCAGGAGAAGCCAUAGAGCCUCGUUCAUACAAGAUUCGAAAGGGCGAGAAGGUGCUUAUGCCUCAUGGAGUCUACCAGAACGAUCAAACGCGAUUCUCAAACCCAGAUCAGUAUGACCCGCUUCGGUAUCUCGUUACGGACCGUACAUCUGGUAACAAGGUGGCCAAUCCGGAGAUCCUCGGGCCUUUUGCAGAUGGUCUGUAUACGACGAAGAAUAACGCUUUCACCGAACGGGCUAUCCUGGCAUUCACGGCAUCGAUCGUGUCUAUGUGGGUUAUUUCCUCGCCAGAUGGAAAAGACCUCGUUGUACCCCCUCACAAGACGGCCUGGGGUGCUUUCCUGCCUGCGAAAGAUGUUAAGGUGCAUGUCAAAGCGAGGGUGUAG